This is a messenger RNA of Cuscuta campestris, 676 nucleotides long. The record is from the annotation of a GenBank genome assembly. NCBI's taxonomy places the organism in Eukaryota, Viridiplantae, Streptophyta, Magnoliopsida, Solanales, Convolvulaceae.
UUGCACUCAUCACUUGCUUCCUUUGAAUUCUUCUAAUUUCAUCAUGCCGCGCUCGGCUCCUACUCCCCCCGAUUCCAGUGAGGAGCGAGGAGAGACGUUCUCCUUCGGCAGCCAUUCCCUUGGUGGUUCUUUGGCCAUUCCGACCAAGGCAGGGCCAAGCUCGACCCCGCCGCCCUCGCCGCGGGACUCUUGGAACUCGGACUCUGAGUCCGAGUCAGUGCACCCCGAUCCUUCUGCUAAGAUCCCGGGGUUCAUCUACUACUCGUCGGAGGAGGACGAGAAGACCCCCUCUCCGCCGGUUCGUCGUGAGGUCCCCCCUCCCCAAGUUGCCGCCUACCGUGGUGGCCGUGGGCGUCGCCCUCCCGCUCCUCCGGCGGCGGACGUGAGUGAGGGUUCCGUGGCAUCUCAUCAUCUGAGUCGGCAAUCCCUUGAAGACCCGGGCUCGCCCAGCUUCGCCGAAUCAACCGGUCAUUCUGUUGUCAGUAGGGCUCCUUCUCCAUCCUCUUACCCCCCGCCUUGCCCUUGCGAGCGUGGGUGGAAUAGUGGCAUGCACUGAAGUUUGCCCGCACUUUAAUUAUUUGUAAUGCGCUUAAUUGUGGUAAGGCGUUCGUGCCAUGUACUUGCCCGUUUUCCGGGAUAAAUAAAAUUUGAGUUUGAUUAAAUCUUGUUUUCGCUU